Molecule: messenger RNA, 453 nt
Organism: Seminavis robusta
Lineage: Eukaryota; Bacillariophyta; Bacillariophyceae; Naviculales; Naviculaceae
Source: the annotation of a GenBank genome assembly
AUGAGCACGGCUCCCGAAGAGAAAGCGUCAAACACUCAGAAAGCUGAGGUUGCUGCUGAGACUGAGCAAGAAGAGGCUACUGAAGCUGUGAAGACCUCGCCAGCUCCUUCUGACGAGAAAGGCGCGACGAACACCACCAACAAACCUACCGUCGGGGAAGAACUUUUUCUGGUUCAUCUGUCUCGUGACAAGGGUGAAGAUCCCGAUUAUGACCACGAAAAUCGAAAGAAGCGAUCCAGGUCCAUUGGAGAUGAGCUUUGGGAGGUCCACGUGAAGAGGUCUAAGGGUGUUCCGCCUGAUUUUGACGCUGAAGAAGCCAAGAAGGAUACGGAAGUAGUCACCGAUGCGAAAAGCAAGAUAUCGAAGCCCAAACCUCGAGCGGACGCCAAGCCAGCGGGAUGCGCUGAAAAGAAGGUAUACCACCUCAGGACAAGGGAUGUCCUCAUUAUGUGA